AUGAAGGUCAAGUUCAAGGAGGAUUUAAAAACUAAAUCAGACAUUAACAAUUAUUCAGAUGAUAAACAAUCACCUAAGACAAAAAAGUUAUAUGAAGACAUUACAAAUCAAUAUGAUAGAGAUAAAUUGAAAAAGCUUACACAAGAAAAGAUACAAAAUAGCAAUGUUCAACAAUUCUGGACAGAUAUUACCCGCUGUGAAGAAGAUAGAACCAGCAGUAGUAAUGAUCCAGAUAUUUCAAAUAAUUGUUUACCGUAUCUUAAUUUAACAUUGGAAAGUGAAUUUAGUGACCGAAUUAAAUCAUCAAUUAAUGAAAUUUUACAAUCUUGGAUAAUUGCAUGGAAAAAAGAUGAAAACCUUGAUGAGAAGGAUUAUACUCACUUGUCCUUCAUAUCACCUUUAAACAAAUUUCUUGAAGGGCCUGAACAUCCUACCUACUGUUCAUAUGAACGAAAAAGUCAUUUUUUUGAAUCUUCAUUUGAAGAUAGAGAAAUAUUUGAUCUUCAAAUUUUUAAUCAGUUUUCUCUUGAAAGUGUACUAUUGAGCGACGAUUCAAAAAUAACAGAUGAAAUAAAGGAUACUAUUAUCAUCAAUAAUCAAAAUCCAAAAGUUUAUCAUCGAUCUUCUAAGAAUGAUUAUACCGUUGUUGAAAAAGAAGAUUUAAAAACACCCGAUAAAAUUAAUAAAGAGAGAGGAGAGAAAAAAUAUGGAUAUAUUUAUCCUAUACUGGGUGAAGUGAAACUUCCAGGAAUUAAUGGCAAAAAUGAUUACAAAAAAAAUAUUCAAGCCCUGAAUGAUAAUUUUAAUACGAUCAUUAAAUAUUAUUCGAAAAAAGUAAACAAAGUUUCAUCAAAGCUGUGUAGGCUAUUUGAUGAAGGAGAAAUUUAUCUUCUUCAAUAUGUAAGGUUCACAAGCCAGAACUUUGGUGUUCUAAUCGAUAUUUGUUCAGCCAAGAUUCCUUCAAAGCUAGAAAUUCAGCAUGCCGGUCAAAUGAUAGACUUUUUGUUUUGCAUUAAAUGCAUGGUACAAGAAUUCAUUAAUCAGAUUAAAAAAAUUGAAGAGGAAAUUAAAAAAAUUAAUGAAUAUUCAGACGACAGCCUUGAGGAAUUUGAAACUCCAGGGGAAUUUUUAAAAAAUAAUAUUUUAACUACGCCUUCCUCUCCAAUUCACAAAAGCUGA
Messenger RNA from Dentiscutata heterogama, 1179 nucleotides. Lineage: Eukaryota; Fungi; Glomeromycota; Glomeromycetes; Diversisporales; Gigasporaceae. The record is from the annotation of a GenBank genome assembly.